AUGUCUAUCAAGGAGUUGAAGGAGCGCCAUGGGGCUGCGGAGGCGGCCGUGAAUGCUCUGAAGGAGAGGUUGAGGCACAAACGGCAACUGCUUCUCGACACUGACAGUACAAUUCUCUUCCAUUGCUGUUCUUCUCUAUCUUCCGAUUUCGAUUCCGUCGCUCACUUUUCGGAGGAAGCAGUCGAUCCGAAGCGUGUCCUCUCUUUUUUGCAGUGGCAGGUUACUCGAGAGCACAGGGGAGAGCCGCCGUCAGCUUCAGCUCCACGGAUCUUGUCUGCUGUAGGACUCUCCAGGGUCAUACAGGGAAGGUCAGCCCCUCCAUCUCCUGUUGCUCGGCCAUUCCCUGCAUAACCAAGUCGUUUCUGCAAGGCAACUAUGAAAGAUUCCGUUCUAUCCUUCAAUUAAUGUCUUCCCUGUGAGGAGAAGAUACCAGAGUUGGAAUCACAUGAAAGGAUUCCGCAGACCUGUUCAGUCUCUGUAUUGCUGGUGAUACCAUUUCUAGUCAAAGCGAGUUUGUUCAGGAGGCAUUAUAGAUGGUUUCUGCAAGGAAAAGCUUCUAUCCUUGAUUACUUUCAGAUUGGUUUGUAGAGAGUGGCUGAAUUUCAGAGAUAAUAUAGGAAUCUAGGUUUUUUUUUUUUUGGGUCAAAACCUGACAAAUCAUAGAUGAGAAUGCACUGGAAAUAAACAGUAAUUUGAGUUACUUUAUCUGGUUCUUGAGAUUAUUUUUUUGACGCCAUCAUGCCAAAUGAUGGAGUUGUCAUUUGGGUAUUGACAAUCAUCAUCAACACAGUGAAAUAAACUCAUAAAUCACGUAUAUGAUUUGGAGGAAGUAGUAGAAGAAAACGUGAGAUUCUUUUUCUUUCCUUUCUCUUCCUCUGGAAGUCAUACGAUGUCAUACAACCAUUACUAUUUAUCUAUACAUUGAUAUUUUUGUUGCAUCUAUAUCUAGCCGUAUAUUUCUCAUUACCUUAUUAUUUAUGACCAAUUUUUCACUUUAUUGCCUCCAUAGACAGAUGUUUUGGAGAAAUAUUCAUAAGGUAGCACUCAUGCAUGCUUUUGGCGUUGUUCCAUUACAAUUACUCAGGCACGAUCUAACUUAUUUAACUCUAAUUUACUUUCUUAUGCAAACACAAAUGGAUAAUCUGUGUCUCUGCUACCUCUGUUCAUUUGGUCAUGCGUUUCAUGAUAUCUGAUCAUCAGAAUUUUCAUAUGACUGUCUUAGUCUCAUUUAUCGAGUUACAUUACCAUUCUUGUAUCAUUUCCUCUGCUGUAAACUAGAAAUUAGCAUGAAUAGAAUGCUCAUAUAUGGAAAGCUGAUUGAAGCUGCGUUGUAUCAGGUAUAUUCUGUGGACUGGACCCCUGAGAAGAACCGGAUAGUCAGUGCCUCUCAGGAUGGGAGGUUGAUUGUCUGGAAUGCUUUAACAAGCCAGAAAACCCAUGCUAUAAAGCUACCCUGUGCAUGGGUUAUGACAUGCGCCUCUGGGCCCAGUGGUCAAUAUAUUGCAUCCGGUGGGUUGGACAGUGCGUGCUCUAUAUUCGAUCUUAAUGCCCAGGUUGACAAAGAUGGAAACCUCCCAGUAGCGCGAACCCUCAGUGGCCACAAGGGCUAUGUGUCUUCAUGCCAAUACGUCCCCGAUGAAGAAACUCAUCUGAUUACUGGGUCCGGCGAUCAAACCUGUGUCUUGUGGGACAUCACCACUGGUCAGAGGCUUUCUGUUUUUGGAGGUGAAUUUCCAUCUGGGCACACUGCAGAUGUGCUGAGGUACAUGCUCUCAAGGGCAUUGGUCAAACGUGGAUAAUUAUGUUUUAUUUAGUAUUAUUUUUUUCGUGAUUGUUAACUUUUUUUAGCUUUUUAGUUCUACUCAUUGUUAGAGGACUACGCCUUUGAAUGUCCUGCAAGGCCAUUGGCACUCAUUGGCACUUCAUGGAGCAUAUAACUUAGGUUUUGCAAUGGACAAAAUAGAACCGUCCUGUCCAUAUAUGGUGCUAUAAGUACAUGACAGUCAUCUUCUAAAUGUGUUCUUCAACAGACACGACCAUGAAAGGUGCAGAUCCUCUCGAAUUUCUUGGAGAAGACAAUGGAAAAUGAGGGAUAUUUUAUAUGCUUAAGCUAAAUUUUUCCCAUGCUUUAAAUAUUACAGAAGGUGACAGAAAACAUGUGGAGUUUUAUCUCUUUAAUAACGAAAAAUAUGGAGGAGAAAUUAGCAUGAUAGAGGUCGUAGAGAUCCACACGUUAACCCUAGGCUGGGCUGUUUUACUUAUUUAUUGUACUUGAGGUGGAGCUGAGAAUGUUCAAACCAGUUUUUAAGUUUGAAGGCAAUUUUUUUCUCUUUCUUGAUUUUUUUUUAUAGCUUUUUAGUGUCUUUUAAUGUAGCAGAAGAAUGUCAGGAUAUAUUUUGGGGGCAAGGUUCUCAUUUCUAAAUACUUUUUAGAAUGAGUUAUUUCUUUCUCUAUACAGAAAAUGAGAAGUCAACUCAGCUUGAAAGAAUAUAAAUAUGCAGUGACAUGGGUUUUUGAUGUAACAGAAGAUAUCUGGAUGGGAUUUUUCAAAAUCGAAUAGGCUACGAUAUCCUAAUCAUCAAUCUGUUUCGAUGGGAACUAAAAAAAAUUAAAAAGUAUUAACAAUAUUGCUUGGUAUGAAUUGCAUGAAAUAUUAGAGAAAUUUUUUCUUCAUGAUAUUUAUGCAGUACUAUAAUUAUGUUUCAUCAAAAUCUUCUUUCUUCACCUUUUAAAAUAAAAUUUAGCAUACAUUUGGUGCUAUAACAUACAUUUGGCGUUAUAGUUUUUAUUAGAUGAAAAUUUGCCUCCAUUGCUUGAAGAAAAAGCUUCAUUUCCAUGGAGAAAGGUAGAACUUUGUUGCUUCUUUGUGUGUACAUUGACAGUGUUAGAUCACCUAAAUGAUAAAACUACUAGGGAUCGAUGGAAAGCGGACAGUUAAACCCAAACAAGGGAUGAUAUAGAGAGAGUAGAGAGAAAUCAUGGUAUUUACGUUGAUAUCUUCCUAAAAGUCAACGUUCUGGCCCAUUUUUCGCAUGCAGUAUCCACAUUUUUGUUUGUACUGAGAAGCUGGCUACUUGCUUACGUUGCUACAUCAGUGGUCUUGCUGUCCUUAAUGUUUUCUGUUUAAGUCCCUUAUGGAUGCAUUGCAAUAUCUUUACGAAUAUCUUUUAUCCUUCCUAUCAGUUGACUAAGCAAACUUUGCUAAAAAAAUGCACUGAACAUAAAAUCCAUUUUUUUUAAGAACAGUGUCAUCUCUUGUAAUGGUGAUGAAUCUUUUUCCUCUUUUAUACCUGUUAAAUUCUUUGCAUUUGAGAGUUGCAAACAUCAAGUAAUUAUUGCCUUGGGAUCUUAGAAACUAACCAGAAAACAUGAACGUAAAAAAUGAAUGGGACUUUGCAGAUGUCAUGUUAUUUUAUUUCGUUGUUUUUUCUAGCAUUGUGUGAGCGCCGCGCCCAAUUAUUCAGGUGGUCUUGUGAUGUCCUUUUUUCAGCAUCUCCAUCAACAGUUCAGACCCAAAAGUGUUCGUCUCUGGAUCAUGCGAUGCAACUGCUCGGCUCUGGGAUAUGCGAAUUGCCAGUCGGGCUGUUCGCACCUACCAUGACCAUGCAGCGGAUGUAAACGCAGUAAAGUUCUUCCCUGAUGGGAAAAGAUUUGGGACCGGAUCUGAUGAUGGUACUUGCAGAUUAUUUGAUCUAAGAACUGGGCAUCAACUCCAAGCUUACAGCCAAGAACCAUACGACGGAGGCGAUGCCCCGCUUGUCACCUCCAUUGCAUUUUCCGCCUCGGGCAGACUACUAUUUGCUGCAUACUCAAAUGGAGAUUGCUAUGUCUGGGACACCUUAGUCGCCCAGGUAUGCUGUCGUUCCCACCUUACAAUCCGAGCUGUUCAUCUUCUUUAUUUAUGUAUGCACACACGGUUUUUGUCUAAACUAUGGAAACUUUGGACAUAAAUGUGCUCCUGAUAUUAUAUACGGAUAUACUAAGCAAAUAAUGUGGCUAUGGAUGGAACAAUUUCUUUCGUUUUGGAAGACCCAGUGACACAUCAACCACACCACAGCUCUCUAUAGUUCUUCGCUACUCGUACAGGAAGGAGUCUCUUUCUGUCUGGAAAGUGUCUUUUUUGAUGAAUCAAUAAUACCUAAAGUGGAUGAAUUUACUUAGUUCACAUACUCCUCUUUACUCUUUAUAUUACCAUAUGGAAUGAUGGAGAGAUGAAGUACUUGAGAGUAGCAGAAAUUCUCAAAAAAUGGAACCAACUGGUUUCACACUGGGAAGAAAUCCUCAUAGCAUUUUGGGAAACAUGAGGUUGGCGGUCUCUAUUUUCUAUCGGAUUUUGUGCUAAUUUCGGUACAUUUUCUAGGUCUAUGUGCAUAUAUGAACAUGUUGUAUGGUAGCCUCUAGUGAUGAUUAUCCUGGUUGGUACUAACUCCACCUCCCUUUGCAUGCCAGGUAGUUCUAAAUCUGGGAACGCUUCAGAACACUCAUGAGGGCAGAAUAUCUAGUCUCAGUCUGUCAUCUGAUGGAAGCGCCCUGUGCACAGGGAGCUCGGAUAAAAACCUGAAGGUAGGUGUCUAUUUGCCACUAACUGCUACCAGGUGGUGAUCAUGAAAUUUUUUGUGUUAUAUGUAUUCUUGUCACUGCCAAGUAAGCCUCUUUCGCAUUGCGUCUAUUUGCAGAUCUGGGCAUUCGGUGGACACAGGAGGGUUAUAUAG
Spirodela intermedia is the source of this 4712-nucleotide messenger RNA. The record is from the annotation of a GenBank genome assembly. NCBI's taxonomy places the organism in Eukaryota, Viridiplantae, Streptophyta, Magnoliopsida, Alismatales, Araceae.